Molecule: messenger RNA, 600 nt
Organism: Dibothriocephalus latus
Lineage: Eukaryota; Metazoa; Platyhelminthes; Cestoda; Diphyllobothriidea; Diphyllobothriidae
Source: the annotation of a GenBank genome assembly
AUGCUGGAAUUCAAAACUUUUUUAUAUGCCAAUCUGGGUCUAACGCAUACAGUGGCGCUAGAUGGAUUGUGUAGGGCAGCACUAUUGAAGCGUAAAGGCAAAGGGAAAAAGAUUGACGUGCAACCACACGAGUUUGCUCGUAUGUUGUCAGUCCUCCUCAGGGGGAAUUUCCUGGAGCGCGCCAUGCUUGCCUUUACUAUAAUGGAUAUUGACGGAGAUGACUACCUCCGGGCCAACGUUGAGUUCGCCGUCCUUCUACAAAACAGCUUCGACUACCGUAUUGCAGCCUCCAAUUAUGACGUGGAUCCUAAUGAACCCUAUCGGGAUGCAAUUCAAUAUUUAGUUAAGAAAACCGGGGCGUUGAUUGACCAAGCCCUCUCAGUCACUGCCUUCAUCGAGGUCUGUUCCAAGGAACCCUGGCUUGUAGAGGCCUUACUGCCCUGGUUGCCUUGCGAUCUAGAUAACUCCGCAUUUCAAUGCCUCUUUUCACGAAAUGUCCAACUGCCCAGUCUUGAAGUGCCACCUAGAUUUUCGAAAAUUGAUCUGCGCAAAAUGGUCUUCCGUUCUAGGCUGCGGAAGUUGACUUCAGGCUACUUUUAG